AUGUCUAAGGCUCAAAUCCAUCUCCAGCUCAGGUGUCGAGCCCUCUUGUUUGAUAAAGCCACAAUCGCUCUCUUCCUCGGAUGCCAUCCUACCAACGCCGCUAAUUCUUCUUCUUCAGUUGCCGUUUCAAUGCUUAAUCCAAAUUAUUUACAAUUGCACGGUGAUGUCGUGUACUUUACUUUGGAGGGCUCGUCACAGGAUGGUGGUGCUGCAUCUAAUACGGCACCCUCCAAGUCAAAAUUGUCUUUUAGUGCUGGAUCGAGGUAUGGUGAAUCAGAAUUUGAUAGUUUAUCCCAGAGACAUAGGAACGAAGAGUUGCCAGAGACUUGGUAUAAUAAAUUUAUUGAGAAGUAUAAACUUACAAGACCCUAUAAGUUGUCUUUUGGGGAUCGAGAGUCUGAAGAACGUACUCUAGAGGAAAUGACUAAGUAUCUUAGAACGCUCGAGAAGCAUAAGAGAAGACAAGCGGCAUUUCAGGAUGAUCAGUAUACAGGAUAUGGAAAUACUGAUCUAGAUGGCAAUAACUCAGCCGAUGACGACACCCCUUUCUUCCCUGAAACAAAGUUUACAAUGAACUGUGUACCUGAUAGUCCCCUCCCUCCAACAAGUAGAGUGCUGGAUAAGAAGGCAAUAGUGUCUUAUGGAGUUCUUGAUACUCUACCACAGGGUGCAAACAUAAAUAGCAGGAAGACUCCCAAGAAGCAUCUUAGUCAGGAGCAAGCAUCACAGAAUUCUCGAAAGGUCAUAGCAUGGUUACUGACUGGUGUCGGGUUUGAAGAUGCCACAGAAGCUCCAGUGGAAGUCUUCUCUCAGUUUCUCAGCUGUCAUAUUUCUAAACUUGGUCGUAAUCUAAAAGCUCUGACUGAUAAUUACAGAAAACAAUGUUCAGCCAUUGAACUAAUCGGGAUGUUCCUUCAAACAUCAGGAUAUAGUAACUUUGGGGUUCUAGCUGAAUUUGUCAAAGAUAUACCAAGAACUUAGUGCAGCAAACUCAGCAACAAAUGCGUGCAAUCCAGUCUCAAUUGCAGCCACAUCACCAAAAUGCUCUUCGAAUGGCCCAGCAACUUCAGAUGACA
Messenger RNA from Hibiscus syriacus, 1076 nucleotides. RefSeq lists its product as uncharacterized. Bases 1 to 981 code for a protein of 326 amino acids. The transcript is spliced from 7 exons. NCBI's taxonomy places the organism in Eukaryota, Viridiplantae, Streptophyta, Magnoliopsida, Malvales, Malvaceae. Gene Ontology annotation, molecular function: protein heterodimerization activity. The record is from RefSeq and is a predicted model, not a curated record.